Molecule: messenger RNA, 1521 nt
Organism: Lodderomyces jiufengensis
Lineage: Eukaryota; Fungi; Ascomycota; Pichiomycetes; Serinales; Debaryomycetaceae
Gene: SMI1B
Product: Smi1bp
Exons: 1
Coding region: 1-1521 (506 amino acids)
Biological process (GO): cell wall biogenesis; regulation of fungal-type cell wall biogenesis
Cellular component (GO): mating projection tip
Source: RefSeq, a predicted model, not a curated record
AUGCCAAAAAUAAGUAUUGGACAAAAAUUUCAAGAAUUCAUAUAUUUAUUAAGUACCGAUGACAAGUAUUCGGAAUAUGAUUCAAGAAAAUCAUUUAAUAGAAUAAAUAAACCAGAUUCUGAAAAUUUAUUAACAAUAUAUUCACAACAUAGUAGUUCAUCAUUAGAAUUAAAUGAUCAAUCCACUAAUACAACAACAACCACAAAUGCAAAUGAACCUAAUACAAGUACUGAAGGUAUUCAUGAAAUGAAAUUAGCAUGGAGACAUAUUAAGAAUUGGUUAUUAAAAAAUGCACCAGAUAUGAAUAGUUCAUUACUGAGUAAAUGUACAAAUUCAGAUUUACAAGAUUUUCAAAAAGAUUUAAAUAUAAAAUUACCUCAAUGUCUUAUUGAAUUUUUCAAGAUAACCGAUGGUCAACUGAAUUUUGGUAAUAAAUUAAAUAUUGAAACGAAUGGAUUAUUAUUUGGUUUAAAAUUAAUGUCAUUAGAUGAAAUUAUGAUUUCAACUGAAAAUUGGAGAAAAGUUGCUGAUUUCAUUCAUCAAGAAGAAAAUAAACAAAAUCAAAAAUUAAAUGAGCUUAGUAAAUUACCUACAUCACAUCCAAGUUCGAGUCAGUACAAAAAGAAAUUAAGUUUAAAUGCAAGUAGUGAAUUAUCACUGACAAGAACUUCUUUUGAUUUAUCAUUAGAAGAAAAUUCACGAAAGACUUCAGUUUCAUCACAUGAAUCAAAUUCAUCAUCAUCUAAGAACAGCAAUGAAAAUAACAAACACUUGAAUAUGCCGAAACAAAGAUGUAUACCUCCAGGAACUAUACAUGAAACAUAUAUAAAACCAAACUGGAUCCCACUUGUAACAGAUGAAGUUGGUAAUUAUAUAGGUAUUGAUUUAUCACCACCUCCGGGUGGGAAAUGGGGUCAAGUCAUUUUGUUUGGUAGAGAUUUUGAUUUUAAAUUCAAGAUUGCAGAUACUUGGGGUGAUUUCCUAUUAAUUUUUGCAAAUGAUUUAGAAAUUGGGAAUUGGGAUAUUAAAACCAAUCAAAAGAAUAACUAUGGUGAUUUAUUUAUUGGGAAUGAAGGGGAGUUGGUAUUUAUUGAUAAAGAAACUAAAUUAGAAAUACCAUAUCUAGAAAUAUUAAAAAGACGAUCUGUUAAAAAGUGGAUGUCGAGUUUAGAAAAGGAUUCACUGAAUGAUAUAAAUAAAGAAUUAUUACUGGAAUUAAAACAAAAUGAAAUCUCAAUACUAUCUUUAAACAAUAAAAAUUAUCAAUCGGUUGAUAGUUUUAUAAAUAAUAAUUUAAAUCUUAUUGAUAAUGUUAAAGUUCUGGAGAGAGCUGAAGAAGAGAUAAAUUUAAAACCAACACCAACACCAAAACCAAAAGUUCCUACUAAAGGGCCAAGUAAAAGCCCAUUAUCACAAGAAGUAACCGAAGAGGAAAUUGAUGAAGAAGUUGAUGAACAAGAAUUAGACAAGACGAUAGCAAAUAUUGAUAAGACACUAGAAGAAGUAAAUAUUAAAAUAUAA